UCAGAGCGGUUGAGCUUCUUAUGAGAGACUCAGUGCUUUUCUUUGCUCGUGCGAUUUGAGAGAGAUUUUGGAGAGAUUUGCCUUUUCGGAGAGUUCGAGAGCGCUUUUUUGGGGUCCCCCAACAAAAGCAUUUUUUUCUGCAGGUAUUCCAGGUGGAGGAAAGUGCUUUUAAGCAUAUUCUCCACCCCAAACAUGGAGUCUGUCUCCAAGAAGAGAAGACGACAACAAGAGACAACUACAGAAGAAGAGAUGAAGAGGAAGAAGAUGAAACUUCUGGACAGCCAGGAAAGAACCGAAGAAAGAAGAAGCCAGGAGAGACAGCCCAUUCAAGCUGAGCGUCUACCGGAACACAUUAUUACCAACUAUGAGUUCCACUCGAUUCUUGGCCGAGGCACAUUUGGCAAGGUGUUUUUGGCUUCCAUCCCCACGAAGAAAGAACGCGUGGCUGUAAAAGUCAUCAGGAAGACACCCAAGGACGAGGAGAAGAAAACGAUAGAGAAGGAGGCCAGAAUCCUGAAGGUUGCUUGCGGCAGUCCAUUCUUGUGCCGUGGCCUUGCAGCCUUUCAGACCAAACAAUAUGCCUUUCUGGUCAUGGAGUAUGCAGGCGGAGGCAGCCUCAGCAAUCUGCUGGGCAUCAAGCACCAUCUGAAAAAAAGACAUGUCAUCUUUUACUCUGCAGAACUAAUUUGUGGUGUUCAGCAUCUCCAUUCUCUAGGUAUCAUCCAUCGAGAUCUUAAGCCAGACAACAUCCUGCUUACCAGCGACGGACACAUGAAAAUCGCUGAUUUCGGCAUCGCAGCAGAAGGCGUUUUUGGCCACAAGACCAUCCGUGGGAAAACUGGAACAUGCUGGUACAUGGCCCCAGAGCUGCUAGGUAACAAGAAGUACAACGCAGCAGUAGACUGGUGGUCAUUAGGGAUAAUACUUAGUGAAAUGGCCACAGGAAGAUCCCCAUUUGAUGACCACUACCACCAACAGGAUGUGAGAAGUUCCAUCCUCACUGAGAAGCCGGUGUUUCCUGAGGGGAUGAGCACAACAUUGCAAGAUCUCCUGCAGAAGCUUCUGAAGAAAAGACCACACAAACGUCUUGGGAUGAAUGGAAAUAUAAGGGAACACCAACUCUAUAGGAAAAUUAAUUGGGAGGAUGUGGAAAGGCAAAGGAUUUCACCACCAAUUAGAUUUGAAGCUGUAAGUAAUGGUUGUGGACUGUACUAUUCCUUUCUGUUUGGACUUUAUAAGUUGUUCCUCAGCACUGGUAUAUAUUAUAUAUUUGUAUCAGACAAGUAGGCUCAGAAACUGUUACACAAAUGUAUGCAGCGGUAGGGCACGUUAUUAAAGUACAUUUAUACAUCAGGAUGCAGCCUUAGAAAGUAGGUGUAAGAAGCAGGGUUGACAUUAGGUUU
Messenger RNA from Xenopus tropicalis (tropical clawed frog), 1403 nucleotides. It is a transcript of the gene prkcql.10, whose product is annotated as protein kinase C theta type like gene 10. The coding region runs from base 193 to 1287 and encodes 364 amino acids. The transcript is spliced from 8 exons. Gene Ontology annotation, molecular function: transferase activity; ATP binding; protein serine/threonine kinase activity. The record is from RefSeq and is a predicted model, not a curated record. Lineage: Eukaryota; Metazoa; Chordata; Amphibia; Anura; Pipidae.